AUGCACGAUCUUGUCCACGAUCUUGCAUGUUCAGUUUCGAAAUCAGAAGGUUUCAUGAAUAUGGAUGGUCGCACUGCUGAUGACAACCUUCAAGUUAGACACCUUGCAAUAGAAUCAAUUGGAGAGGAAACACGCAAGGACAUAAAAGAGAGAGCAAGUUAUCUCCGCACGUUGUUCUUGAGACGCAGCAUACCAGAUGAAAUUUUGCCAAACUUCAAGCAUUUGCAUUCUCUAAAGCUACGUCGUGCAAAUAUUAAAGAAUUGCCAACAUCAAUUGGCGAGUUGAAACAUUUGAGAUAUCUUGAUGUGUCCAACAAUCAUGGUCUCACUACUCUGCCAGAAUCUGUUUGCAAGCUCUACAAUUUGCAAACCUUGAGGAUUCUAGGCUACUACAGAUUGCCAAGGAUUCCUAGAGAUCUGCAAUUCUUGAUUUGUUUAAGGCAUCUCUGUUUUCGUACGGAUUGCAAUGAUUUCGAGAUGCCACCUAAAAUCGGAACUUUAUCUUGCCUUCAAACAUUACCAGUUUUUUGUGUGAGUGACAAGGAAGGUUGUCGAAUCGAUGAGCUGGGAAAGUUGAAGAAUCUUAAAGGCGAACUACAAAUACGGAAUCUGGAAUUGGUGAGCGGCAAAACAGAAGCUGAGUAUGCAGAUAUGGCUGGAAAGCUAAACAUCUAUAAGUUACACUAUCAUUGGAAGUCAACGGAUUCCUCAGAAAGUAACAUCAAUGAUGAGAGUGUACUUGAAGGGCUGCAACCUCAUGAAAAGCUCAAAGGCCUAACAAUUCAAGGAUUCCGAGAUAGAACAAAAAACUCACACAAAUGGUACUAUAAAACAAUAGCGAAAUCUGGAAAAAAAAGGUGUACCUGA
Molecule: messenger RNA, 867 nt
Organism: Fraxinus pennsylvanica
Lineage: Eukaryota; Viridiplantae; Streptophyta; Magnoliopsida; Lamiales; Oleaceae
Source: the annotation of a GenBank genome assembly